Messenger RNA from Mauremys reevesii (Reeves's turtle), 7565 nucleotides. RefSeq names its product transmembrane protein 259 (gene TMEM259). NCBI's taxonomy places the organism in Eukaryota, Metazoa, Chordata, Testudines, Geoemydidae. Gene Ontology annotation, cellular component: endoplasmic reticulum. The transcript is spliced from 11 exons. Bases 762 to 2960 code for a protein of 732 amino acids. Gene Ontology annotation, biological process: response to endoplasmic reticulum stress; positive regulation of ERAD pathway. The record is from RefSeq and is a predicted model, not a curated record.
GCUCGUUGUCGCGUUAGUAGCGUCCGGGCCGGGGCAGGAGGAGGAGGAAGAAGAUGGCGGCGCCUCUGGCCCUGGGGCAGUGAGACGCGGAGCGUGGCCGGGCGCGUGAGGCGGCAGGGCGGAGCGGGGCCCCCAUGGCCGCGGGGCCGGGCCAGGAGCCGCGUCGCCCCACGGGCCUGCCACGGCCCCGCCGCGGCUGGUAGCGCGGCCCCAGCGCCCCGGCGGACGCGCCCCCGAGCCUGCCGCGAGACGGGCUCCCGCCCGGGCUGGGCCGCUCCCAACCGCCAGGGGAACAGGGCUCCUGCCCCAAGGGGGAGCCUAGUGGCCCCCCGCCCCGUCCCCAAGGGGUCACCCCCAGCUCCCUUCCCGGGGGACCCUCCUGGGGGUAGCCCUCGAGUCCCUCCCCCCUUAGAGAAACAGCAGCGAUUCCCCCAGGCCCCUCUGCCGGGCGUCCCAUUCCCCCCUGCAACGGGGCACGGAUCCACCCCCCCCCCCAAGGGAAGCUGCGUUAGACUUGGGGAGGGUAGAAGCUCCCCCUGAGGGGCCCAGCAGCCUUUUUCCUUCCCUGCCCUCCCACCCCUCCAGAAGGGCUAAACUCAGGAGGGCAGAGCCCCACCAAAGCUCUUCCCGAGUGCCUUCCUCACGGGAAGAAAGUAGCUUCUCUCUCGUCGAAGCUCCUGCGGGGGAGGCAGGCCUUCAAGUUCUUGCCUUUGAAAGUGUGCACGCUAGCCGCCUAGCUCCCCCACCCCCAGAGGAUCAGGAUGUCGGAGAACCAGCCCAAUGCGAACAAUCACCAUCACCCCAUGAACAACAACGGGGGUGGCGGGGCUGCCGGUGGAAACAAUCGGGGGGUACGGAACCCCAACCUCAACCAGAACCCCCUGAUUAAUGUGCGCGAUCGCCUCUUCCAUGCCCUUUUCUUCAAGAUGGCUGUAACCUAUGCCCGCCUCUUCCCACCCUCGUUCCGCCGCAUCUUCGAGUUCUUCGUCCUUCUCAAGGCUCUCUUUGUGCUGUUCAUCCUGGCUUACAUUCACAUCGCCUUCUCCCGUUCGCCCAUUAACUGCCUGGAGCACGUGCGGGACAAGUGGCCGCGCGAUGGAAUCCUGCGGGUGGAAAUACAACGCAACUCCAGCCGAGCCCCCAUCUUCCUGCAGUUCUGCGAGGUGGAGAAAUUCCCGGGAAUGGUGAUUGAGUCUAUGCAUGAGGAGGAGGAGGAGGAAGAGGAGGAAAUGACCGUGGAGAUGUUUGAAAACAGCUCUGUCAAGUUUGAGCUGGACAUCGAGCCCAAGGUGUUUCUCAAGCCACCCCGGGCGAGCAGCACUGAGGCACUGACCCAGGUGACCCAGAACGAAAGCCAGGAGUUCUCGUUUAGCGAGGCGACCACUAAAGUGUGGCCCCAGGAAGAGUACAUUGUGGAGUAUUCUUUGGAGUACGGGUUUUUACGCCUGUCUCAGAGCACUCGUCAGCGUCUCAGCAUCCCAGUCAUGGUGGUGACACUAGAUCCCACCAGGGACCAGUGCUUUGGAGACCGAUUUAGUCGCCUGCUGCUGGACGAGUUCCUGGGUUACGAUGACAUUCUAAUGUCCAGCGUGAAAGCUUUAGCUGAAAACGAAGAGAACAAAGGUUUCCUCCGCAACGUGGUGUCUGGGGAGCACUAUCGCUUUGUCAGCAUGUGGAUGGCUAGGACUUCGUACCUAGCAGCCUUUGUUAUCAUGGUCAUAUUUACUCUGUCAGUAUCAAUGCUGUUGCGCUACUCUCAUCAUCAGAUCUUUGUCUUCAUUGUGGACCUCUUACAGAUGCUGGAGAUGAACAUGACCAUUGCAUUCCCUGCUGCUCCCUUACUCACUGUCAUUUUGGCUCUAGUAGGCAUGGAGGCCAUUAUGUCAGAGUUCUUCAAUGACACCACCACUGCGUUUUAUAUCAUCCUCAUUGUGUGGCUGGCGGACCAGUAUGAUGCCAUCUGUUGCCACACCAAUACUAGUAAGAGGCAUUGGCUCAGGUUCUUCUACUUGUACCACUUUGCCUUCUAUGCAUACCACUAUCGAUUUAAUGGGCAGUACAGCAGUCUGGCUCUGGUCACCUCAUGGCUUUUCAUCCAGCACUCCAUGAUCUAUUUCUUCCAUCACUACGAGCUGCCGGCCAUCCUCCAGCAGAUCAGAAUCCAAGAGAUGCUGCUGCAGAACCAGCAGGUGGGUCAAGGGACCCAAACAACGCUGCAGGACAACCUUAACAACAACACUACAGCCGCCCCCACCGACAUGGGUGGCAGGCGGCCCCAUCCGGCAGCUGGUCCCACCGCAGAAAGCAGCAGCCCCAGUUCUCUGGCUCCCAGCGAGGAUCCCAGUGCUGUUGCCAUUGCAGCUGCUACAGCCUCUUCUGUAGGGAGUGAUCUGAACUGGGUAGCUGAAACUGCUGCCAUCAUUACAGAAGCCUCGUUUCUGUCUGACCUGAGCACUACCCUCUUGGAGCCAAACAGGGUGCAUGAAGCCAUAGCCAAUGGGAGCCCACAGGAUGCUGCUGUCGCUGCUGCUUCAAGCUUGGUAGCCCGAAUUCGAGUCAGUAGCGACCACGUGGAGACUGCUAUGGGCUCCAUUACUAUUGAGGUCUCUUCAACAGCAGUGGUUCCUGCAACAGAUGCGCCCCCUGGUGCAGAAGACACACCAGCCGCCCCCCUUGUCCCAGCACAGGAGGAUGGUGGGUCUGUCCCCAGUCCUUCCUUUCCUGAGCAGACUGAGGCUGCAGGGGAGUCACUGAGCCAAGCAGAACCUAGUGGAAAGGACUGUGUUGCAAACAGUAACCUGGCAGAGACCCCUCAGCCCCUCACGCAAGAUACUGAUCUGGUCAAGCAUUUGGAUAGUGCUUUUGGGGACCAUGGGGAGACCGCCCCCUGCCCAACAGCAGUGGACGGUACAGCCUGCUCCGAAGCUCACUCGGAACCAGAGUCCAGGAGCCUGUCCUGAGCUUGUUCUCUCCUUGAUCUCUGGCAGUCCAGAAGGAGUCUAGAUUUCUUAUUUCUCCCCAUGCCUCCCCCAUAAUUCCUUUUAGUGGAGGCAGAGCAGCUGGAGCGCGGGAAAGAGGCAGUACGUUUCUCCCCUGGACAGUAGAUGUGUAUGUGUGUAAAAGGACAGACUAGCCGGGAGCCAUUAAUACCCAGCAUCCCUCUGCAACUAGACCUGCAGAGAGAGGUUCUUCACUGCAUGCAAGCUGCUGGGCCCCACGUUUUUCUUAAGCCAUUGGCAGACAACAGGGCUGCAGGGUUGCUGCAUUUGGGCUAGUCAGUGUCACACUUCUGUGGUUCCCCCUUCUUCCUCUCCUGCGUUGCUCUUACAAGGAAGGGCUUCCAGGUGUACCGGCUGGAUCAGCUGCUGGGGACUGAGUUGUUAGCCCUACUUGCCUUUGCAAGUGUGACCCAAAUUGUACUAAACAAUUUCUUUUGUUUUAACCAAAAAAAAAAAAAAAUCUUUGUGAUGAGAUGCAUCUAAUGUGGUGUAUUGCUGGAAAGACAGGCAGGAAAGCUCAUCAACUGAAAUGGAAACGAACUUCAGGGGCUGUCAGGAACCACUUGCUGGAGCUAAGAGUCAUUUCCUUUCAUCAGGGGAGCUUCGGUGGAUGCUGCUUGACAUCUUCACUCUGACAGUUAGGUAGCGUCUAGCUGAUUUCUCUGCAGCUGAAUCUCCCUGUUCUCAGCUCUUGUUCCUCACCAGCCAUGUGGGCUUGACUGUAUAGGGGUUUUCUGGCUACUUAGCAAAGGAGUAAAGUUGGCUAUUGCAAAGACAAAUUCUAUAUAUAGCUCUAUCUAUUUUUAGGAAGAUGCAGAGGUUUUAAAGGGUGAGACACAAGUCUGUAUUAAUGGAGGGAGAAGAUACGGGUGGCAGUUUCCUUACGUUCCUGUCUUUUAGAACUGCAGUUUAACAGAAUGUGUGUGUGGUGGGGGUGUUCAGGUCUCCUUUGGAGAUCCCCAGAGGGCAUCAGCAAGCUUGGCCUUCCGCUAGGGAAAGUGCAUCUUAAGCCCUGUGCCCUUUUUCCAGAUAUCAUUGCAGUAGAGAAGCUGGGAAAUAGGGCUUUGAUUAGCUGUAGUUAAGCAUCUUUCUGCUGCACUCUCCCCCUGACCUCUUACCAGUGGCAACCCUGUCCUGGGAGAGGUGAAACAUGAGGCUGUUUUCCUGUGCUAACGGAUCUCUGAGAGCCGGUCAGCACUGUCUGAGCGGAUAGGUUCAUACUGCUUCCCCAGCAGGUGGCAGGGGUGUGCUUGGAACCAUCUAGGCUGAUUCUGGGAUGGAUCCCCAUGGCUAUCCUCCCUUUUCCAUUCCCACUGCACCCCCGAAAGGAGAGCAGCUCUUCUGGCUGCCACAUGGCCUCCGGCAGGGGCUCUCUGACUCCAGCACCUUAAACGCAUAGCACACAGACUGGGUAAGCUCGAGCCAGGGGCUGUGGCCUGAAAACAUGAGUUAGAAACUGAACUAUAGCUUCCAUAAUUCAUGGAAGAGCCUUCAGGGACGCAUGUGUGUAGCCUGGUCACCACCCAGCUCCACUCUUUGGUGGCUUAGCUUGUCUCUUCAGUGCCUUGUCCCAUGCAUGGGACACCUUCACACCCUAAGAUUGGGCCCUUCCAUGAGUCGAGAAGUCCCCUUGGCACAGCACCAAAAGGGGAGACUGCAGGUAGAAAACCGUUACUCGUGAUGGUUCCGGAGAAAAGCAAAGGACCCGAACACUGAAGCCAAGAAGAAAUGUAGAUAAACCCUCCCUCUCCUCCCAGGCAAAAAGGACUCCUGGAGCACUGUCCUGCUGAGAGGAGAGGCAAAGCUAGCUGUGAGAUUAGUGUCUCACCCUGGUAGACUGUAGUUUGCCGAAGGGCUAUCCGGCUCUACACCUUUUUACUAACUAGUUGUAGCGGGUGACAUCUGGUACCCAGGUUAGAGAGGCUGCAUUAGACACCAGCCUGUUAGCAGCAGCAGCGUUUUCUAGUUCACUCAGCCUGCACUGGAAUGCCCAGCCUGGGAGCUGCUUCCUUUGGAGAAGGGUUUGUGGUAGGUGAUGUCCGGUUCCCCCAGCAAGACUCAGAGGGGAGAUAAACUCAGGAAAAGGUGGCAUAUGUGGUGGAAAAGGGAAGUGCCAUGGGGGAGGGUGGGGCUUAGCCCCCCUUGAUUAGAGGGGCGCUGGGAGGCAUGUCUCCAGGGGGACAGAGACCAAGCUGUGGAAUUGUCCUUGGGCUCCAUUCUUGUCUACGUGAGCUAAGCAGCCCUCAUCUGGGAGGGUAAGUGCAGCUGGUGUUUUCUUCCCGUCUGAUCAGUCCCAGGAAUGAGGCCCUCUGGCAUUUCCACUGCUUAGCACAUGGGGAAGGUGCUGUUGGGUGGGGAAUUGGCGUGUGAUCGAAGGCUUUGCCAUGUCAGUGGCUGCCCAGCGCAGAGGGGUUUCCGACAGUAUCUUCGCUUUCUGUUUCUCUGCCUUUCCUCCCCAGAAACCCCUUUUUAGGGAGUACAUGCUGCUGCUGCUGGAGAUGGAGAGCGCUGGCCAGGGCCCGAUAUGUUGGUGGACCCCUCUCACUACACCCAACCUCCUCAGGAGCGAGAUGGGGUCCAGCCAACAUCUCCCCCCUCAAUUAUCUGAUGCUGCUUCUAGGCAGGUUGUAAAGGUCAGAGCACAAGGCAGCAGAAACAGCUGUAGGAUUUGGGGGGGGGGGGAGGGAAAUGAACCAAAUCAUUUGCUGAAUGAAGGCUAGAGUUCAUUCUAUUUAAUUAAUGUACAAAAUGUGUUUGUAUAUAGAAUAAAUAUUAUCUCUAACGGCGUCAGUGGUGCUGCUUUGCUAACGGUCGUGCUGGGGUCCUGGGCAGGCUGGACCUGGUCUUCAGUCCGGACAGUAUCAUGUACUCUCAGCGCCUAGGUGUAAGCCUGUCAUAGGAUCUGAGCACCUCCCCGCCCUGGAGGUAGGGCACUGUUAGUCUGCCUUUGUUACAGAGCAGGAGCUGACACACACAGUAAGUGACUUGCCCAAGGAGGCUGUGGUGGAGCAGGGAAUUGCCCUGGGUCGCCCAGGCCAACCCCCCGAAUAACACUGGAGGGGCUAGAAGAGCACCCAGCCUUUGACCGGAGGCUCAUUGCACAGCCCUAUGGCGAAGCUGCUGCUGCCCUUCUGUAGCUAGUUCUCCGAACUACAGUGAGGACUUGGGAGCUUUAAAUACUUUUGAGGGUCUGGGUCUGAGCGACCAGGGUUUCCGUCUCUCAGAUUUACUGACCUCCCUUUAAAAAAUACAUUUUCUGUUCAAACUUCAGAGGGCUGGACAGCACCCUUUGGACCUUUAAUGCUGCCCGGCUCAUGGUCAGUCACCCUCUUACGUGUAGGACUGCUGCAUUCUCAACCUGCAUCUCUGAUCUUCCAGCACAUCAGAGAUGAGGCAAGCCAGGACUUUCCUUCUGCCUGAAACGAAGGGAUUGUCUUAACCAGAACCAUCUUUUGUGCUUGCUCAUUGCUGGCAAGGGAGUCCUGCCGUGACGGAAGAGAAGUUACCCUCUCCAUAAAACCCUUUUGCUGCUGGGAUGAAGGUGGAAGGAGAUUUCCCCCACCCCCAGCUUUACUCAAAAAUACAGUUUUGUGACAGAUUCCCUGUAGCUCUGUCAACUUAAAUUCUGCAAUUUUGUGCCUUGCUAACUCAAAUCUUAAUUCACUAAAUAAAAUCCUAAUCCCAGGCUGACUGUUGCAUUUGAAAAACAGCUCAGAGUGAAGGAAAUAUGGGGAGAGAAACUCCUGCUGGUGAGGGAGCUGGACAGAGCUUCUUUCCACAAGCUUGGGGGCUGGAGGAGCUAGUGAGCAGAUUCCUGAGUCAAUCUACAUUUUCACCCCCUCCCCCCACAUUUAACCACCUGCAGAAUCUGAAGGGGGUGGCUGGGAGGAGACGUCUGCAUUGCUUUUUAUUCUAGUUAAAAUCUUCAACUUUGUACACUUUAUUUACAACCAAUGUUACAGCCGCUGCUAGCGAAAGGAAACACUUAGAAUUUGCAUCACCCAAACCCCUGCACAGCGUUUUCUGGACAACUGUCACCCUCAGAUGUAGGGAAAUUCGAGUAGGUGUCUCUUCCGUGUCUCACACACUCACCUUUGGGGAGAGAAGGGAUCCUAAACGGCAUAAACUUUCCUAGCCUGAGGCAUCGGUUCUUAGUUCCUCAGUGGAUUCCAUCUAGUUUCCCCAAACACCUGUUUUAAAUAGGGAAGGAUUCUUCCGUCCGAGGCAGCGGGGAAAGAACUAACCCUGAACCCUUGCGAAAAGCCGGUCCUGUCCUCUCACCUGCAGUAAUCACUAUGUAACUGAAAUGGUUCUGAAGUGAGGUUCUCCUUGGUAGGAAUGUGUUUGCCAUUACCAAAGGACAGCAGCAGGAUGGGAAUUGGGUCCCAGCUGUGAUACAAAGGAAUUAAUUUAAAACAAAGCAGUGAGUGAGUCGGGCCCUGAACCACCUGGGGAGCGUUUCCCGGUUGCUGUGAUCUGUGCUAAAGUAACAGCCCACUUCCUAGGCAGCUCCACCACUUCCCCAACCAGGAGCCUCUGCACGUGCUCUCCAGGCACUGGUUUGAU